GCUAAUUUUGCGUGAAAAUCAACUGCUUAUAUGUGGUCCUUCCGCGUUUUAUUUCUUGCUGCUGCGCAAUCAAACAAUUUGUCUCCGAAUGAGGUCCUGCACUGUGACACCGAAUGCAAAAAUUCUGCCGACAUUGCGAAUGCUGCAUGCGAACAAAUGCCUGGCACACUUGUUUGCGCUGAUUUGUUAGACAGCUAUUAUGAUUGUUUACACGGAUGUAUAGCUAAGGCGUCGAAAUUGAGAAACAUUGCCAAGUAUGAAUAAAAUCAGAGGAAUGUGACUGAAUUCGUAUAGAAGCAAUUUUACUUCACGAUGUUUUAUGGAUGUUGUAGCAAACUCUUAUUUUAAAAGUGAAUGUAAUUGUGCACCCACG
Molecule: messenger RNA, 373 nt
Organism: Dicrocoelium dendriticum
Lineage: Eukaryota; Metazoa; Platyhelminthes; Trematoda; Plagiorchiida; Dicrocoeliidae
Source: the annotation of a GenBank genome assembly